Messenger RNA from Plectropomus leopardus (leopard coralgrouper), 4126 nucleotides. RefSeq names its product 12-(S)-hydroxy-5,8,10,14-eicosatetraenoic acid receptor-like. Gene Ontology annotation, molecular function: G protein-coupled receptor activity. Gene Ontology annotation, biological process: G protein-coupled receptor signaling pathway. Gene Ontology annotation, cellular component: membrane. The record is from RefSeq and is a predicted model, not a curated record. NCBI's taxonomy places the organism in Eukaryota, Metazoa, Chordata, Actinopteri, Perciformes, Serranidae.
GACUCACUGAGACAGGGUGUUUUCUCUCCUCUGUAUUCAGCCCUUUUUUUCAGUUCAUGCCGGGUUUACUGUGCAUGUCUCCUCAGCAUGUUUUAGCACGGCAAGCUUAGUCGUCACAGAGCUUCAGAAUCACUGUAAGGCUCUCAGAAGGGGACUGUUGAAUUUGACAAAUCACAGUGAGAAGGGGAAUCGGUGCCUGAGCAGAGAAGAUUCUGGGUCAGAGGCAACUACAACCACCUCCAAAACGAAGGAUUUAACUCUGUGAUGCCUGCCUGGAAACACCUAUAACCCUUUUCUCUCGUUCAUAAAACAGGACUUAUUUGACUGCAACUUCUUUUACUGCUGUUUAAGUAUUGCUACCUUCAAGACUGUUAUGUUCAGCCAGAGAAACAUGUCUACAAAUGAAACUAUUGACCACUGCAGGGGACCCAACGCAACCACAUACAAAGCCCUCUCCUGGCUGAUGAUUGGAGAGUUCCUGCUGGGUCUGCCACUCAACCUGUCUGUCCUCUACAUCUUCGUCUUCAAGUUCAAGUUCUGGAAGAACAAAAGUAUCUUCCUGUUCAAUAUUGUGGUUGCUGACUUCUUGCUGGUGGCCUGUCUUCCUGCCAAGGCCUACCAUUACCAUCAUGGCCAGAGACGCAGCCAGAAUAAAGUGUUGUGUAAGACGAUGCUCUUCAUGCUGUUCCUCAACCGAGGAGCCAGCAUUGCCUUCCUCAUCACCCUGUCCCUCGACCGCUACUUCAACGUGGUGCAUCUCGGGAGGAGGAAUUUUGUCAAAGCGCUAAAGAAAAGUCCUCAAAUCUCUAUCCUCAUCUGGCUUCUGUUGCUGCCCCUCACCAUCCCCACGAUGGUCACCACCUUUGAAUGCUGCAACAGCCUGGGCCGGGAAGUUGAGACGUUUUAUCACGAUGUUACAGACGUCUUCAGAGAGAUCGUCUACUUCACCCAGAUCAUCAUCCCCUUCAUCAUCCUUGUCUACUGCACUGUACGCAUCGUCAACCGGCUAAGGAGGAAGACGGUCGGUGAAAAGACCAAACUGAGGAGAGCAGUGUGCGUGGUCAUGUCUGUCGUCCUUGUCUUCUCUAUCUGCUUCCUGCCCAGUACUGUAGCCAGAGCGGUGCUGCUGGCCGUAAGACUGAAGGAGUGGCAGGACACAGAGGACGUUGUGGUUCAGGUCUACGACAGCCUCAUGGUUUUGUCUUACAUUGACUGCCUGCUGGACCCGCUGGUCUACUGCUUCUGUAACUCAGGGUUUAAGGAUGCUUACAUAAACACGUUCUUUCCUAAGUGUCUCCAGGUGAAACUGCAAAAUACAGACUUUGGCUUGGGAACAACAGCGACUACAACACUUUCGACUUCUGGAGAUAGAAAAAUUUCUUUGCCAAUAUUAGAGAAAUGAUUUUUUUCCCCCUUAAAUUGUACUGAAAACUAUCUCAGAGGGAGCACAGGUUGUUUAUUGCAGUUACACCUCAGACACACAGAUAGCAUUACCACUGGUCCACCAGAAAAAGGUGCUUUAAGAUAACCUGCAAGAUUAGACUUCCCCUCUGAAAGGCUGCAAACACAGCGGAGGUAAAUGCUGCCCUGCAUCACUCCUCCUCUGUAGAGUUAGUUGUCAGUGGGUAUGACUAUCAUCUGCAUCCAUCUAAAUGCAGCACGUGCUUAUGGUUUAUGUGAGGCAGUGUUGUCCAUCCUGUUUGGGUCAACUCUGUAUGCAUGCACACUUUUGUGUGUCAUCUGCUGAAAAAUGUUGCACAGUAAUUCUCCAAAGUUUUCAGUAUUUUUAUAAUAAUAGAUUUUUUUCUGCACUUUCUCAACGUGGAAUCCAUACUGGUAUGUUCAAUAAUGUCACAUAAAAUGUGUAAGUUUAAGUUUACUUCUUUCAACUGCUAACAGCAAGUCAGAGAAGAUGUCAGUUGAGCAAAGAUACAUUUACAUACAGUCCUGUAAAAAGAGUUAUUCAGGGCUUUAAAGGGAUAGUUUGCAUUUUUUGAAGGUGGGUUGGUAAGGCUAGUUUAUUUUACAUACAGUAUAUCUCAGUCAUCUAUCCCCAGUUUGGAGCAGCAGGCUGUAGUCUGUCACAGACGCUAGCAAUCUGCUGCUGUGGAUGGGGGUCAGCAACAAAAUGUAUUUUAGAGUAAAAAGUUUCACCCAAGAAAAAAUAGUCAAUAUCACUUUAAAUGUACCCGAUGUUGCUAGAAUAUUUUCGCCCAUUUACCGAAAACGCUUGCAUUGCAUGUAAUGGCUUUGGUUCCUCAUCUAAACUAUGGUCAAAGUCACCAGACUCCUUUGACAAGAACAGUAAUUUUAGCUCGCUGAGCACAGGUACUGCUGCUUUAAUCAGCUAGUUUGUGCUAUUGUGUGACUUUGGUGAAUCAGAAUUAACCCCUUCAAAUGCAAAAGUUACACAAUAACACAAAACAAAAGAACUUUUUGAGGCAUCGGAAGAUCAGCAGCUUCUCAAUGUUAAUGCUCCGCAAUGUUAAAUCACUGUUUAUUUCAGUGGAGUCUGGCUUUAAAGAGUGCCAUAACAUAAAAGAGAUAGUGUACAUUGAAACUGAUAUUAACUGUUUUAAUUGGGACUUAAGUGGGGGUGUGCUGACUAUCUACUGUCUUAUACUCUGAUAAUGGAUAAGUACCCCUAUAAAACCAAACUUCAAAAUAUCGAAUCUACCCCUUUAAAAGAGGAUUUAAGUAGCAACAGGGACUAGGGGUGGGAAUCUCUUGGCACCUAAUGAUUUCAUUCCCAGGAUCUGAUUUAUUUUUAAUUUGUGACUACUUGCUUUUAAAACAUAGCCUAGUUGUAAUGCUCCAUAUAUUAAAAAAAAAAGAUUAAUUUACAUACAUUAUCUUUUAUGAAUACAAUAUGAUAGCUUUAAAGCCAAGGAUCAAAUUGUAUCCAUCUGCAGUUGCUCAUGCUCAGCCAGCCUCACAAAAACAAGAACACACAUUUAUGUCUGUUACGUUUCACUAUCCUAUUGCCGCAGUCGAAGGAAACGUAUAGCCCGGUCUUACAAAAUAGUUGGAAGCAAUAAUAACGUCAAGAAUUGGGUUUUACAUUUCAGACUGACUUUUCUGCACUGAGACAUAAUCUUGCAAGAGAGAAUAGCAAUCAGUGUAUAAAAUCAACACCAUCGACUAGCCCAGUGCUGCUGAAACAUGCAAGUGGCUGGUACAUUUGCUUUACUUACCAGCUGAAAAACAAAGGUAGUCAAUUCAAUUUGAAAUUUUGGCCACUGGACGAAAAAGUUGAUUUUGCAACUUGAUUGCAAUGCAUCUAAUACUUGUUAUUUCCCCCUAUUCCUAACAGUUGCGUGUAUAAAUUCUUAAUACUGUCUGGCUGGUCCAUACAUAUGGCUUCAUAUUAUACAUCUGUUGCCUGAUCUAAUGGAAAAUUCGAUUUGUAACAAGUGAGCUAGAUGUAAAUUUGCUUUUGAGCUGCAUGCUUUACAUAGAACAAUUUAAAUAUAUAUUUUUAUAUUAUUAUCUACUUUAAUAUAACAGGGCAUUUUAUUUAUUGGGAUUUAUUUCAGACCAGGUGUUUGUGAUGAUAGAUACAGCAUUUUCCUCGUGAUUCGGUUUUAUUGCAUAUUACGGCCCCUGAAAUAACCGUGUAGUAUAGACCAAACAUAAUGUAUAGAAACUUUCAUCACUCAGGAAACUCUAUAUCUCUGUGUUGAUCAUCAGAUACCUCAAACUAGUUCUGCUUGUUCUCACUGGGGUUUACACUCACUGUGACAUACUGUCAACUUGACCAAAUGUUCUGCUGUUACUCAAAGAUGUACAUAAACAUUUCAAUACCUCACAGUUGCUCCGUGAACCCUUUGGAAAGUCAUUCAUUCUUCUUCGGUUGAAUUAACACUUUUUCAUGUUGUUGCCUCUUUUUAUAAUCAGAGUAAACUGGCCUGUUUAAAUUCUGGUGUGGAAAAUGUCCAUCAACCGCUACAAAAAUGUCAAACCUGAGUGGAGUACAGGAACCUGGAAGGCUUUUUUUAAACUGUCCUCAUUCACGCUGUAAACAACUUUGUGAUGAUGAUGAAAAUUGAAUCAGUUGUAUAAGACUGAGACACUGACUGAAGAUCUUUGUAUACUGUUGUUGUAAAUAAACAGAGCACAGAUGAUA